Molecule: messenger RNA, 1919 nt
Organism: Phragmites australis (common reed)
Lineage: Eukaryota; Viridiplantae; Streptophyta; Magnoliopsida; Poales; Poaceae
Product: FCS-Like Zinc finger 10-like
Exons: 3
Coding region: 457-1521 (354 amino acids)
Source: RefSeq, a predicted model, not a curated record
ACAGUACGUACGGCCACCGGGCGUAUUUAUACGCGUACAGUGGCAGCGGCGCCGGCCUAGCGAGCGACCUCGCAUGCCUACUCUCUAAUGACAGUCAUGGUCGGAGAGGGGAGGAGUACUUCAGAAGCAAGCCCAGCCGCAGGCAGCCCACCACCCGUCACCUCACCGCUCUCUGCCCUCCUCUGAUUUUGAUGCGCUGAACGCCAAAGCGACGCUGCGAGAGAGAGAAAUGCUGCUGCUCUAGAGGCAUCGAGCAGUGAGCGCAGUGCCGCAGUGGCAUUUUACUGCGCCUGUACGCUCACAGGCUCCAUAUCCCUUCCUCCUUUCUCCUCGCACCAUUGUGGGGAGGGACUAGGGAGGGAGGGAGAGAGACCAGAGGGGGAGGGAAGAGAGAGAGGGAGAGAGCGAGGAGGAAGGGAACAAGAACGGAGCUACCGAUCAGGGGUUGAGGCGAGGAUGCUGCUGAGGGUGAUGGCGGCGGACGACGGCACCGGGGCGGGCGCGGGCGCGGGGAGGCCGCGGCUGUUCGCCGUGCCGAGGCUGCUGGUGGGGCUCGCGGCGGCCAAGUGCGGCGCCCCAGAGUUCGACUCGCCGGCGGCGCGCAGCCCAACGUCGCCGCUCAACCUUAGGGCCUUCGCGCUCGGCGGCUCGUUGCUCCGGUCGCCGCGGUUUCCCAGGAGCUGGGACUCGCACCGCGUCGGGCUCGGCGGCCUCGUCGACACCCUCACCGAGCCCGACGCCGACGCCAAGAACUGCCUGCUCGGGCCCCAGAUGCGGCCGUCGUUCAAGCUGCCGCAACGCCUCGCUAAAUCCAGCACCUCCCAGCCAAGGGAUUGCGUCCAUGCGCCCUCGGAGCUCGUGAAUGUGGAGACCGCCGCCGGCGCAGGCGGCAAGCCGGUGCCAUGCAGCAGGUCCUACGGGGAUGUGAAGUCUGGUCCAGAGGUCAUCGUGCCCGGUGGUGCUCACCUCGGCGCGAGCAGCCAUGCGGCAGAUCUUGGCAAGUUCCCGGCGCCCGGGUCGCUGCCGGCGUCGAUCGGCGGCCCACGCCGCUACAUCGGGUCGGUGUCCGCAACGGAGGUGGAGCAGUCAGAGGACUACACCUGCAUCAUUGCUCACGGUCCUAACCCAAAGACCACCCGCAUCUUUGGGGACUGCAUCUUGGAGCCCAUCACUGUGCAUGUGCCUGAUGGUGAGAGCAUGGAAGCCAUGGAAGUGAAGGAAGGAGCUGAGUCUUACUGGCUGGUUAAGUGCUCCGGCGAUGCCGGCGAGGAGUUCCUAAGCUCCUCCUGCUUGUCUUGUAACAAGAAGCUGGAUGGCAACGACUCUUGCGUUUAUCGAGGUGAGAAAGCAUUCUGCAGUGGGAACUGCAGGGAUCAAGAAAUCCUUACUGAAGAGGAAGAGGAGAACAGCACAGUGGUAUCCUCCCUAACCUCAGUUGGCUCCUCAUCGUCGUUCAACGAUGACAUAUUCAUGGCCGGAAUGGUUGUGUUGACUGGACCGGUUGACGCCGAGCUCCCCUGAUACCUGACGAGUGCUCCGUGGGCAGAUGAUCAAUAAUGCCAAUCAUCUUCAUCAUCGCAGUUUUCACCACCACCACCAUCAUCAUUUUGCUGAUUUUGUAAGUUCUGUUCCAGCAGUUGAGAAAUUCAGUGGCAUUGGUCGUCCAUUGAGGAUUGGAAGCUCCAUUGGCCUUAUAAAUUUGCUGAGAUCUGAUCUCUCGGCUUUUAGAACGGAGAGCUUGCCUUGCCUUUAGCACUGUAAUUUUGAUCCUAAGGCUACUGGCACUGCCAAGUUCUCUUUUUAUUUUUAUUUUCUCUCUUCUUUGGUUUCCUCCUAAGCAGCAAUGACAAUGUCUGCGCGCUGUAAGUUGCAACAACUUUAUGAUAUAAUGGCAUUGAGCUGCAUUGCGUAAUUUGCUA